Messenger RNA from Gadus chalcogrammus (walleye pollock), 4885 nucleotides. It is a transcript of the gene zbed4, whose product is annotated as zinc finger, BED-type containing 4. NCBI's taxonomy places the organism in Eukaryota, Metazoa, Chordata, Actinopteri, Gadiformes, Gadidae. The transcript has 2 exons. Bases 1001 to 4825 code for a protein of 1274 amino acids. The record is from RefSeq and is a predicted model, not a curated record. Gene Ontology annotation, molecular function: protein dimerization activity; DNA binding.
ACUACGUCCCGUGUGUGUGUGUGUGUGUGUGUCUCUCUGUGUAUGUGUGUGUGUGUGGCCUAACUGGUUGUGGUUCUGAGACCACUUCAUGUGGGGGGUCAAGGUGGACCUUCUGACUCUGGACCCGGGUGUGUCGGUCGGACUGCGUCCGAAUCGCUCCGAUCGAUUCCUGUCGGGGGUUCGUGUGACAGAAGGGUUAACACCACGCGCCUUGUUUGUGUUCACUCCUAGCCUAGGCUAGCGGGCUAAGCUAGUUAGCUCUGGUGGCUAAGCUAAGUGAACAGCAGGAGAGCCACCCUGUUAUUGAGGGGAAGAUGUUGUUUCACCACCCUGGGUGUCGGGGAGCGAACCGUCCCUGCGGGUCGCGACCCGAAACCCUCGCGAAGCAACGGUUGUUUACGCCAAACACGUGACUUUAAAGCGUACAAUUACACGAUGUAAAUCGGCGACGUUACGAAAUUGGCCAAUAUUAUUAUGUUUAACGUCCGUUGAAUUGUUUUAUUAUUAUACCUUUUAUAUACCUUGGUUGCUUAUAUUUAUUAUUAUUUAUCGUUAUUGGUGUCUUACUGGGGAAGUGUGGUAAGACGGAGGAUUGAGGAAGGACCUGGGUUCGGGUAUUGCUUCGCGACCAAACCCGGAAAAGCGGGUUUGACGCGCUAAGGAGACGUCCGUGUUGUUUUCUCGGUUCUUUGUGUGUUUCCCAAUCCGGAUCAGUUCAGGAGCGGUUCGGGAGAACGCGACUCAAGAGUUUUGGUUCAUGGUUCAGGGAUCGAGGAUCGGAUCAAAGUAAUCAAGUGUUUGAGGUGAAAACGUUUUAAAUGGAGGAGGACAGAAGGGGUUCCUGUGUUCCUGGCAGCCAGACGUCAACAACAACAUCAACAAAAACGAUAGCUUGAGAGCCAAACACACAUGACUACUCCAGCUUAUAUCACCGCCCCUGUUUGAAGACGCUAGUGUGUCCCCCCCCCGUCCCCCCCCAGAGAGAAGUUGCCGUGGUGAGAUGGAGGGGGAGGAGCAGUCUGUGAGGGGGGAGGAGAACACAGCGUCUGACCUCAGCGGCGCCAUCGAGAGGAAGAAAAGGGAAGCAAAAGGCAGCUGUCUGAGGAUCGAGGGCCAGGAGGGUUACGUGUUCAAGUCCUACAGCAUGAGCCUCAACGAAGUACCGGACGCAAAGCCCACCGCGGGUUUCUCGUCGACGCCGGCGAAACCUUCGCCUUCUCCUCAAGAGGAGGGGGAGGAAGAAGUAUCUCCCCAGGUCCAUAAGCAGUCCGAUCCCGAGAAGACGAAGGAGUUGCCUCCGGCCUCGCCGACACUUUCGGACAAAAGUAUAGACACUGACCACGGAGAGCUGGCCAUGGAGGUCGAGCCCAAACCCGAGACGGAUAAUUGCGACCCAGCAGCUAAACGUAUCAAAGUAGAGGAGGAAGAAGUCAACGAGAUGGAGGAGGAGGAGCUGCAGGAAGAUGAGAGGUCUUCACUGGAUAGCUCGACGGGUCCUUACCUCCCCCGGGAUGACGACUACAGCAGCUUGUUCAGCGGCUACACCAGCACGCUGUACGACGUCGCCAUGGACGCCGUCACACAGAGCCUCCUGUCGUCCAUCCGAAGCAACGCCAACCCCCGCAAGAAGUCUCCCGCCUGGAACCACUUCUGCAUCUCGCCGCGCGACAGCACCAAAGCCAUCUGCUUGUACUGCAUGAAGGAGUUCAGCCGCGGGAAGAACGAGAAGGACCUCAGCACCAGCUGCCUGAUGAGGCACGUCCGCAGGGCUCACCCCACGGUGCUGUUACAAGAGGGGGCCGACGCACCCUCCAACCCCACGUCUCUGGUCUCCCACCCUUCCUCCCUGAUACCUCCCUCUCCAAACUCGCCAAAAAACGGAGACCUGUCGAUGCUCGCCCUCAGUCCUGCCUCAAACAAGACGUCGCCGUCCACCUCGUCCGCCGACAACCAAGAUCCUUCGUCCAAAGAAGUGUUUCCCAAAGUUGAACCCAAAAUCGAGCCCGGCAUCGAUGGCGAUCUCUCGCUCGCCAUCGGCACACCCCAAUUCUCACAUUCCACCGAAAGCGGAGCCGAAGACGCGUUGGACGGAGGUCUCGAGCGCUUUCACGGAACCCCGAAGAGCUCGAGUUCCCGCCGGCGAUCCGCUGUGUGGAAACACUUUUACCUCUCCCCCGCCGACAGCUCCAAAGCAGUCUGCAUCCACUGCAUGAACGAGUUCAGCCGCGGAAAGAACGGGAAAGACCUGGGAACGAGCUGCCUCAUCCGACACAUGUGGAGGGCCCACAAGGAAGUGGUCAUCGAGGAGAACGGACAGGGCAACCACAUCCCGCCGCCCUACACCAACCCGCCCUCGCUCCUGCCUCGUUCCCAACUACAGGAAGUGCUGGAAAUAAAAAAGGAAUUCCCAGGUCCCCACUCCCCUCCUGAGUUCAUGUCCGACGACACAGCCCUACAACUGGACGACAGCAUGGAGAUGAAGGUGGAUCCGGACAAGGCCCUGAACCUGUCUGGGCAGGAGAGUUCCCUCAACCUCUCCAUGGCGGUCCACGGGGACGAGGCCUCGGUCCUGGACUCCUCCCCCGGGGGGGAACCACCGCCUGGGGGCACCAGCCUCGGUCACGAUCACUCCGUGUUCCAGCAGAACAAGAAGAUCAUGAAGCGGGUGAAGUCGGAGGUGUGGCACCACUUCAUCGUGUCCCCGGUGGACCAGCUCAAGGCGCUGUGCCGCUACUGCCCCUGCGUCAUCAGUCGGGGCAAGCGGGGCGACUUUGGCACCAGCUGUCUGAUGAGGCACCUCAUGCGGCGCCACCCGGACUUCCUCAAAAACCAAAAAGCCCCCGACGACAAAGACCUCUCGCCCCUGCCGUACACGGCCCUCGUGGAACCGGAACCGGACUCAACCAAAGCACCCGACGAACGAGUCCCGGAGAAGAAGCCCCACACCCUGCCCGUUUUCAGCAAAAAGACUUCAAAACUGUGGAACCAUUUCUCCAUCUCCCCCACCGACCCCACCAAGGUGGUCUGUUUGCACUGUAGCCGCACCAUAAGCCGGGGCAAGAAGACCACCAACCUCGGCACCAGUUGCCUAUUCAGGCACAUGCAGCGGUUUCAUGGACAUGUCCUCGACAGUAACAACACUAUCUCAGGUAACAAGCCGUCUGUGGAAGUCCAAGUGAAACAGGAACUCGCCGAGACCUCGACGUACGAGGAGACCGGCGAGAAGUUUGACGAAAACCACUCUGUUGCCAAAAAGAUCACCAAACUCAUCGCAGAGAUGCUCGCACUGGAUCUGCAGCCAUCGGCGCUGGUGGAAAACUCCGGGCUCACCCGACUACUAGAGUACCUCCAACCCCAGUACUCCCCACCGUCCUCCUCCUACUUCACCAGCACCGCCAUCCCGGACAUGUACGAGCGGGUGAAGGACGCCGUCCUCUCACAUCUCAAAGAAGCCGAGAGUGGCGUGGUCCACUUCACCACCAGCAUCUGGGUCAGCUCCCAGACCAGGGAGUACCUGACACUCACGGCCCACUGGGCCUCGUACGAGUCCAACCUCAGGCCUCAGGGCCAGGACUACCACUGCUCCGCGCUGCUCAGCGUCUCGCAGAUCGACUGCGACCACGACAUGAUCACCAUCCAGAAGCAGCUGGAGUACCUGUGGGAGUCCUGGGUGACCGCGUCGGGGCUCAAGCUCGGCUUCACGGUCACGGACAGCGCCGCCAUUCAGGGCGCCCUUGAGGACAGCGACCGUGCCACGGUGCUGUGCUUCGGCCACACGGUGGACCUCAUUGUCACCGAAGCCAUAAAGAGCCAGCGGAUGGUGCAGAACCUGCUGAGCAUCGCGCGAAAGAUCUCCGAGCGUGUGCAGCGCUCGGCCAAGGCCAAGGAGAAGCUGGCCGAGCUACAGGCGCUGCACCAGCUGCCGGAGAAUCAGCUGGUGCAGGACGUCCCGUCCAAGUGGCGGACGUCCUUCUCGAUGCUGGAGCGUCUGGUGGAGCAGAAGAAGGCCAUCGACGAGCUGUCCAUCGAGUGCAACUUCAGGGAAAUGAUCAGCUGCGACCAGUGGGAGGUGAUGCUGUCUGUCUGCAAUGCACUGAAGCCCUUCGAGGUGGCCUGCCAGGAGAUGAGCUCCCGCACGGCCACCCUGGGCCAGAUCAUACCACUCGUCCACAUCCUCAACCGGAAGGUGGACCUGCUGUUCGACGAGACGGUGGGCAUCGACAACAUGCUUAAGUCCCUCAAGGAGGCCAUGGUCGGCCGGAUGUCGGCGAACCUCCGCGACCCGCGGUACACCUGGGCCACCAUGCUGGACCCGCGCUACAAGACCUCACUGUUCACCGAGGACGAGGCCGAGCAGUGCAAGCAAGACCUCGUCCGAGAACUGAACCUGUCCUCUUCUACCUCAGCCCUCGAGGAUACACCCCUGCUGCCCAACGGCCGUGGCGGAGACCCCUCGGCGGCGACUGCCGUCGGCUCCAGCGGAGACAACCUGUGGUCCCUCAUGGACGACAUCAGACACAAGAUCAAGCAGGAGGAGAAGCCCCGGUCCUCGGAGCUGGCCGUGCUGGAGUACCUGGAGGAAGACAUACUCGAUCAAAGCUGUGACCCCCUGGACUACUGGAACUUGAAGAAGUUCCAGUGGCCGGACCUUGCCAAAGUAGCCGCCAGAUACGUCGGCUGUCCGCCGAGCGUGGUGCCGGCCGAGAGCCUGUUCAGCACGGCCAGCGGCAGCUCGGUGCCCGGCCAGCCGCGACCGUCAUUGGAGAACAUCGAGGGUCUGCUGUUCCUCAAGGUUAACCUGCCCUUGAUCUACUUUCAAUACUGAUCGCGAGAGAGCAGUCACUUGUUAAACCCUUUAUCAGGGACCAAGAUGCAUAGCUGUGAA